CCCGCCGCGCCCCCGGCCCCCGCCCGGAGGGAGCCCGGAGGUCCGCUCCCCGCGGGGACGUGCCGGUGUCCCCAGGGGCCGAGGGAAAGCGAUUGCCGGUCCACCAACCCCGGGCAACACCAUGGCCAUUGCAGUCACCGGGGAGGAGACCCGGCUCUGCGGGAACUGCACAAAGGAUAUUCCCGUUGCUAAUUUCAUCAUGCAUGAAAUCCACUGUAGCAGAAAUAUUGAAGUAUGUCGCUACUGCAGUGAAUCAAUCCCAAAGUCUGAAAUGAAGAACCACAUGGAAUCUGAACACGGGCAGGUUACCUGCAAGUGUAGGAUGAAGAUAGAAAGAAGUCUCUUGAAGGAUCAUGAGGCGUCAGCCUGUCCUCUGCGUCCUGCCCUCUGCCAGUACUGUGACUUACAGCUCGCUUUCAGCAAGCUCCAGGACCAUGAAAUCUACUGCGGAGCUAGGACUGAGAGAUGUGGUGGGUGCGGUCGUAACAUCAUGAUGAAAGAUCUGAAAGAGCAUCCUCAAGUCUGUGGGCAAGAGGUGAAACAAGCGAGGGGAAGCAGAACAGCACCUCGCUUUGAGGAUGAGGAUGCAGAUCUCCAUGCCCUUCGAGACAUUAGAAACCGGCUGAGAUCAGAGAACGAACUGGAGCAGUUGGUGAGAAAUGAAAACACUCAUUCUUCACUUUACGAAGAGUGGAACGCCGAUUUAGACUACGUGUUGGCUCUUAGCCUACAAAAUGAGAAUAAUCCUCACAACAAGACCGCAGCUGAGAUUCCCAGUGACUUCUGGGAAAAUUACUACACCAAAGAGUCUGUGCCAUUGGCCUGUCUUAAUGGACCAGACAAGUCAAAUGUCUUCUCCUAUGACUCCUUACUGUCUUUUAGCACAUCUAACCACUUGAAAAGCGACGAGGUCACCAUGUUGCCGUGUGAAUUUUGUGAGGAGCUCUACCCUGCUGAAGAUCUGAUUCUUCACCAGACAGGUUGUAACCCAGCAAGUGCCUUUGCCUCAUUCAGUAAAAGAAGUUCUUCUCCAAAUCCACGAGAAUACGGUGGUCUGCGUGCUAUGGGGUCCAAAAGCUGUAGGUCUCUCUCUUCAUCUCAGCCCCAAGGUGUCCAGGCAGAAGGAGACAUCAUGAUCCCAUGUGAAUUUUGUGGCAUCCAGCUAGAAGAGGAGACAGUCUUUCAUCAUCAGCACCAUUGCGACCUGCGCCCGGCCAGCCCAGCAGCCGCCUCUCCACCCCAGCAGCUGCUGCCUCCGCAAGCCAACAGAGAGAGACGAGACUCGCCAGAGCUGGCUCGGAGACGAAUCAGGCAUCAAGGAGAUGUUUCUCCUCAGUGCAUAGAGGCCUUUGGGCAGCAGAGGCUCAGCUGUCCUGCAGGAGGGACCAAGUCACUGAAUAAUACGGCAAAUGCCAGGAACGCGCCAUUGUCCUCUUCAGCCAGAGCCAGCGAUGGUCCCGAUGUGAGAGGGAAGCCCAGGAAGGUGACUGGCAGUGAGGGGAGACCGAAGAACAGAGGUACCAGUGAAUCUGCAGCUGGGACAACGCCACGUGGGAGACCUACCCAGAACUUCCAUUCAGAAGCCUUCACAUCCAGCUUCUCGAGAACUUCUCCGACCCAACCAAGUGCCAGCAACGCAGGAGGAAGGAGCCACGGGAUGUCGGACGUUCCCAUCGGCUUCAGGCGCAGGAGCACAAAGGCAAAAGCCCAGAGCCCAGCAUCGGAUUAUCCGGAGGAAAAGUGAUCCACCGCUUCGAAAAAACCAUGUUGAGCACUCUACGCACUAUUACUCUGCACUCUAGUACUUACAGGAAUUCCCUUGCACUCUGAUCAGUAUCUCCAUGGCAUUGAAAACUUUCUAUGAAUUCAACUUUUUAUAGGCAGUGAUCAUUCUCUAUCUACACAUUUAUGUAUUUUUAACGUGUGAGAGUAUACUACAGGUUUUUACUUCUGUGAUCUCUGCUAGCGACAUCCCAAGACAGCAAAUACGCUUCUGCCUCGGGCACCACCUGGGUUCUUUCUGUACCGGCUCUUUGUGACAGCCGGUGACAGGGACGUGUUUGACGUACGUGGUGUGUCUCACCGGGGCGAUGCCGCGUGUCCCUGGGGGGAGCUGCACCUUGAGCUGCUCGUCACCGGGUGUUCCCAGCCUUGCCCAGGACGCAGAUGGGGGAUUAUCGUUGUCAGUGGAUAAGCCCUGAGCCCGUGGCUCGCCUGUUAAAUGCUUUUUAAUGCAGUAUUAGUCCAGGCUUUUUAAAUUCCUUGUAAUAAAAUUUAUCUAAUGAUGUCCCAAACUGAUGUGCAGUAAAAAUCUGUUACAUGAAGUGACGUGGGGCGACAGAUGCUCUCUGAGGGUACAUCUACCACCCCACCCUCGCGCUGGCCCCUUCAGAGUCAGGGGCAGGGGGCUCCCUUAAUUUGUGGUCUGCUGUUAUUACCCGCAUUAGAUCUUUGUUAAUU
Messenger RNA from Chroicocephalus ridibundus (black-headed gull), 2460 nucleotides. RefSeq names its product TRAF-type zinc finger domain containing 1 (gene TRAFD1). Gene Ontology annotation, cellular component: mitochondrion. Gene Ontology annotation, biological process: negative regulation of innate immune response. The transcript is spliced from 11 exons. Bases 122 to 1744 code for a protein of 540 amino acids. NCBI's taxonomy places the organism in Eukaryota, Metazoa, Chordata, Aves, Charadriiformes, Laridae. Gene Ontology annotation, molecular function: zinc ion binding. The record is from RefSeq and is a predicted model, not a curated record.